AAGACAGGAACUUGAGGACUUCCGGAUUCUGUCCUUGGCUGGAGAACGAUGAUUUUCCCGGAGUUUUCAAAUGGAAAAAAAUAAUGCUACAAAUUGGCCAAGAACCUGUGGAAAUCCUGAGUUAAUUGAAAUAAUAUUUUCGAGUUAUUGCCGCGAAUCGAACGUCUAUUUGAAAGAUGUUUGAUAUCCCAACCGGCGUAGUAUCAUGUCCACAUUGUCGUCGACUGGUUAGUCAGACAACAAUGUUGCAUGCAUAACGCAAAUACAGUAACGUUAGUUUGAGUUUGUUAGCAUAAUCAGUGCCACCAAUAAUAAAUAAAAACGCGUUGAUAACGUUCGUUAAUAGCUAACUACCAAGUUAAAUAACUACUGUUACUAGAUUUCUGACAUAUACUCAAGCCUGUUCCAGCGAUCUACUGAAACCAUAGCUAGUUAGCUUGCUAACUCGCCAGUUAAUAGUUGGCUUGUGCUUAAUAAUAAUUUGUUGCCUGUGUCACGAAGUCAUUGACAAACUUACUCACGGUCCCUUGUCGACGUGUACUAUUUCCAGUUAAGCAGGCCAACUUAUGUUAGUGAACAAACUCGAUUACAUUAGCUAAUUGUUUUGUCAGGGGCUUACAUUAGCGCUGAAAUGUGUUGCCUUGUCCGCGCAUGUCAGGGGCUUACAUUGUCACGACGAAUCUUGCCACCCACCGGGGGACUUAUGUUGGCAGCUCCAAGCAAUCACAGCUUGAUGGAAGAAGUGUAUCAGACGAUAAUCAAGGGGAAUCUUUGGGACAGGUGCUAUUGGAUUAGAUUUGCCUGUAAUGCAAGGAGGAAAGAUGAACAUAAUAUUACUGUUCAUGAGGUGGAUGGAAGUCUCUUUCUAAGGGCCUGCAAAGACAUCAACCCAAGGACAGAGCUUCUGCUUUGGAGUUUCCUAGCUGAUCCUCUGGAACACGAUGGAAGCCAAGGAGGGUCACUAACAACACCAGGCAAACCUCGCAAACAAGUUACACCUCGCAAGUCCAGAGAGGAUGGAUCCCCAGAUGUAAACUCCACAGAGCAAGAGCUCAAGCUUAUAGAGCCUGAGGAGCACACUGAAGAUUCAGACAUGUCAACAACUCCACUGGGGUUUACAGAGUCUAUGGUGGUGGAGGAGGAGAAGAAAAGCCAGACUGGAAUCAAAAGGAGCAAACCUCUUAUCUACAAAAUGAACAAGAGAUGUGUGAGAGACUCUCAUUCCAGUGGUGAGAAAACAAUGGAACAGAAUAGAGAAGUUCACUCUUGCAAAAUAAUAAAAACAGAAUGUUUCAGUCCAGAAAUAACCAAUGUGCCAUGCUCUGGGGACAAACUUGUGAGUCCUGCUGACGAGCCUUCAAAGAGUAGUGAAGAACCAGAUAAUGUGGUAGGAAAACCCCAGGAGGUGCAGGGGCCACAGGUUGUCAGGGCCAGUUGCAGACGGGCUGCUGAACCCAGGAAGGUACAUUCAUUAGUCAGCUGCAUCCACAAGCGUCUUCAAGUGUGCAAAAAUGGGUAUCUGGAUCGUCAAGUGACAUUGGAGAUUACGUCCAGAGUUGGUGAUGAAAAUGGACGAGCUUGCCAAGAAACAGAUAUAAAAGCUGGAGAAAAUAUAAGCUCAGAUGAAAUCCCAAAGGAUCUUGACAAAGGGGGGAAGCAAGACACAGAGGAGUUUAUGAUGGCUCCAGACCUCUUUAACACCAGGGAAAGUGUGACCAGUGACCAGUGUGACAAGAGUUUCUUUCAGCUAUAUCACCUGAAGAAGCACAAAUUCACCCACUUGGGCCUAAAGCCUUACUUAUGCACAGAGUGUGGUAGGAAUUACAGCUCCCAAGAGAACUUCAGGGCCCACCUUCUGAUGCAUAAGGGAGAGAGGCCAUUCAAGUGCCAGCAGCGUGACAAGAGCUAUGGCCUGAAACGGGACCUGAAGGAGCAUGAAGUUCUCCAUACAGGAGAGAGGCCUUUUGUCUGCGAUAUAUGUGGGAAGGCUUUUGCCCGCUGGCCUUCAGUAUUCAUAGGGAGGCCCACCGCGCUAAGGAAGAAAAUUACCAUGCUCCUAAGCUCAAGUGCCCUGUCUGCGGUAACCAACUGGCCAAUUCAGGCUCCCUUAGGAAUCACAUGCGCUUGCAAACAGGAGAACGGCCUUAUGCCUGUCCCCACUGCAAUAAGACAUUCCGACAGCGGGGGAAUCUUUUGGGGCAUCUACACAUCCACACAGGGGAAAAGCCUUACAAGUGCAACCAUUGCAAUCAGUACUUCUCACAGGUGCCUGAACUCCGCAGACACCUCAUAUCACACACAGGGGAAGUCUACCUCUGCCCUAUAUGUGGCAAAGCCUUGCGGGACCCCCACACCUUGCGGGCCCACGAACGUUUACACACAGGGGAGAGACCUCACACAGUGUGAGCUGUGUGGGAAAGCCUACACCAUGGCCACCAAGCUACGCUGCCACAUGAAGUCCCACCUUGAGGAGAAGUCCUACAAAUGUCCGACAUGUGGUGCUGGCUACACGCUAAUGCAGAGCCUGGUUCGCCACCAGUUCUCCCAUCAAAAGAGAGAAGAUAGCUAGCUCCCCAGAUGUCCUAACACCCUAGCAGCUCUGGAGUCUAGCCACUCUGCCCCUGCUAGAGGCAGACCUAGAAAGACCCCUCACAAUACAGAGGUCAAGCCAUGGGUCGAUGUCCCUGAAGAGAACAUGGAGUGUCAGACAGUAGUGUAUGUUCAGGCCAUUGAAGACUUAGCCUUGCCUAAUUCAGGGGAGGUUAUUGUCAGCACCUGUGACUCAUACCAUGAUAGUGACAUAUCUCCUGUGGUAAUAGAGGAAGGUUUGGAACAGGAUGUGGGCCAAUUCCAGCUAAAUGAGAAUAUCAUUGAGAUAAUUGUCUCAGACUCUAAUGAUAAGUGCAUUGUUCUAAGGGAGCACAAAACACACAGCAACCUGGUGAUUCUACAUGGCGAGGAUGGACUGAGCUCUGUGGCAGAGACAAUAGAGAUCGAAACGGGAGUUUAAAACUGCAAUUCACACCAUUUUGCUUUCUGUUGCUGUUUAAUUAAAUCUUCAAAUAAAACCAAGAAUGUGAAUAAAAACUAUUUUUGCAUUCUAGAUGUACUUUACCUAAAAGAAGACAAUAAGCAGUACUUACUUCGGAAAAUACCUUCUUCAUGAAUAUCAAGUAUGUUAUGAUAUCACCAUCAGGAUACUCCAUUUAGAUUACCGGUAGUGGAGAAGGGAGACAGCUGUGAACGAGUUAAAGAUAUAAGCUAAUAUUGACUCACAUUUGUGGUGGACCUUAUCUAGCUACUACCUGCAGCAAAUGUUCUUUUCAAGGACUACUAAAACUACCUGCCCCUGUAUUUUAGGAAAUGUCUUAAUGGUUACAAAGAGAAAUCCUCAUGAAUAGUUUUCUUUUUUAUCUGACCAAAAUAUAUUUGAUCUCUGGAGAUUGUUUAUGAAGGCUUUUUAAAUAGCUUUACUGUAUUUUAACACACUGUUGUAAAUAUGGGCCCAUCAACAAUAUUAUCAUUAUUGUUGAAGACUCCAAUUAAAAGAGAGAAAAUAAGUACGUCUGUGGUGGCUUUACAACAGUUGUAUGUGUUUUUGAACACAACUUUUGACUUUUCACCUCUUUCUCCAAUGCUUCAUUCAAUAUUUGGGUGCAAAUUGUUCGAUGGUUGGGACAGUCCGAGACUGAAUCAGCAAACAUUCUGGUUUGGAGUGUGUGUUUGCUAUGCCUGUCUAUGCAGCUUAGCGGCACACACUAUCAUAGUCUAAAUUAGCAGAUAGGGGUGUUUUAAAAGGUUGAUUUAUUGUGUAUUUGUUUUUGACAUUGCCUUUAAGUCUUUAUCAUUUGGUAUUCUGUUUGUAAUUACUGAAUAUAAUUUCUUUAUAUAUAUAUAAAGUAAUCCAUGAGUAGGCCCUGACAGAAAAUAAACAAUUGAGAAAGCAAUUCU
Oncorhynchus mykiss (rainbow trout) is the source of this 3951-nucleotide messenger RNA. NCBI's taxonomy places the organism in Eukaryota, Metazoa, Chordata, Actinopteri, Salmoniformes, Salmonidae. The record is from RefSeq and is a predicted model, not a curated record.